AGGUCAAAGUCCAUCAUGGAAGUCAGCCGGUGAACUUCCGGUUUCUCUGUGCACGCUUUUCUUCCGCGGUUUUGUCAAACGAAAUCCUUACGAAGAGACACGCCGGCGUACCUAAACUACUGACAAGAUGAGCAAAGCGCAUCCCCCAGAGUUAAAAAAGUUUAUGGACAAGAAACUUUCGUUGAAGUUGAACGGAGGCAGACAUGUGCAGGGCAUCCUGCGAGGGUUUGACCCCUUCAUGAACCUGGUGGUGGACGACUGUCUGGAAAUGGGCCCAGGAGGACAACAGAACACCAUUGGCAUGGUGGUCAUCAGAGGAAACAGCAUCAUCAUGUUGGAGGCCUUGGAGAGAGUAUGAGAGGAAAGAGGUGGAUGCUGAUGGAGAGAAUGAGCUACACCUUCAUACACUUUUGUUUUAGUUUUUUAUUGAAGAGACGGCUUAGCAGUUUUAUUUCUUUGGGCUGUGAAAUGUCUUUAUUCCACUUCUCACCGAUGUUCUGAAUUUUUUGUUUUUGUGAAUAAAUCAGUUUUUCCUUUGUA
Molecule: messenger RNA, 540 nt
Organism: Melanotaenia boesemani (Boeseman's rainbowfish)
Lineage: Eukaryota; Metazoa; Chordata; Actinopteri; Atheriniformes; Melanotaeniidae
Gene: snrpg
Product: small nuclear ribonucleoprotein polypeptide G
Exons: 4
Coding region: 128-358 (76 amino acids)
Biological process (GO): spliceosomal snRNP assembly; mRNA splicing, via spliceosome
Cellular component (GO): precatalytic spliceosome; U2-type prespliceosome; U12-type spliceosomal complex
Molecular function (GO): RNA binding
Source: RefSeq, a predicted model, not a curated record